Molecule: messenger RNA, 568 nt
Organism: Thecamonas trahens ATCC 50062
Lineage: Eukaryota; Apusomonadida; Apusomonadidae
Exons: 2
Coding region: 29-502 (157 amino acids)
Source: RefSeq, a predicted model, not a curated record
GGCCACCCCACUCCACCCACAUCACAGGAUGCUGCGCGUUGCCACCUCGCUGCUCACACCGUCUGCCGCCGCUGUGCGGUCGUUUGCUGCCACUGCCGGCGCGUCUGCCGCGCUGUCCAAGGCGCAGCGGGCGCAGCUCAAGGACGGCCUCGCCUCGGCGGCGGCGUCCCACCCGGAGCUCCGCGGCGUGCUCGACGGACUGACGGAUGCGCAGAUCGAUGCUGAGUUUGCCGGCUACUCGGCCAUCCGUGAGCAGGCCAAGAAGGAGAAGUGGGACGACCACAAGCUGACCCAGGAGCUCUACCUCUGGCGCGUCCGCGAGUUCCGCGCCAAGCUCACCAAGGUCCAGAACCAGGAGGUCGCUGUCUCCGCCGAUGCCAAGGCCGCCGCCCUCUCUGCCAUGCAGAAGAUGUACGGCUCCGAGGCCGAGCUCGGCAUUCCGCGCGCAGAGGUCGACGCCGCCGUCAACUACCCGGAGAAGAUCAAGGUUGGCCAGUUCUAAGCUUGUCUGGGCUCUGUCCCCGCUCACGACCACCGCCAAAACCCCAACAAACGCGGCCUAGUCGCA